AUGAUUUUGUGUAGUAGCGAAAAUAAGCGGAAGUUUAAACAGAGAGCGCAACUGGUCAUUAUUGCUGCUGUUAUUGUUGCAUUCGUUGAAAGUUUCAUUAAGAAUCAGACAACUAUGACACCAAUAGUGACAAUUGCUGCUGCUGUUCAUAUUCCUAAUACUACUGCGAAAAUUACAACAACAACAACAGCAGCAACGACAACAAUAACAACAACAACAAAAACAACAACAGCAACAACAACAAAAACAACAACAACAAAAACAACAACAGCAACAACAACAACAACAACAACAACAACAACGACAACGACAGCAACAACAACAACAACAACAACAACAACAACGACAGCAACAACAACAACAACAACAGCAAGAACAACAACAGUAACGACAGCAACAGCAAUGAAUAUUACUGUUAUUCCUGAAACAAUAGUAUUAACCACAAAAAUCAUUGAAUCAACAAAACCAACUGUUAAACAAGCAACAACAACUUCCACUAAUAUUUCCAUUUCAAAGAUACCGCAGAAAGUAAAAUCAACCAAAUCAACAACAAUAACAACAAUUUAUGCCACUGUUACCACCAUUUCUAAAAUAUUGCGAGAAAAAAUACAACCAACCAUAUUUGAUUCUAGAAUUAGCAUACCUCCAAUUUCACCUAUUCGUGAACCCAAAUUAUCUAUUAAUCCAACAGAUACAGAAGAACCACGAUCAGCAUUUGUAUUAGUGUUGCUUGGUGUAAGCGCAACUGUCAUGAUUACAUCAUUAGCGCUUAUAUUAUUGAUCAAAUUUGGUGUCAUUUUUCAACAACCAAUGCGAUCAUCAUUACAACGUGGACAGAUUGAUGAAGCAUUAUGA
Molecule: messenger RNA, 855 nt
Organism: Brugia malayi
Lineage: Eukaryota; Metazoa; Nematoda; Chromadorea; Rhabditida; Onchocercidae
Exons: 5
Coding region: 1-855 (284 amino acids)
Source: RefSeq, a predicted model, not a curated record